AUGCCUGCAACGCCGACGGACAAAUCAACCGCUCCAAGUGAUUCAGAUCCACAACAAGACGCCGCCAAGCUGUUGGACUCUGAUACAAGCGCAACUCCAUAUGGCGUCCAGGCUCUUCCCGACGGAGAGGUGAGCUGCGAAUACCACGGUCCUGGCGCCAUGAUCUCUAUCUGUUCCAAAUCUGCCGUGACUUGGGUCUGCCAGAAAGCUGGUAACGCCGACUUUGAGAGAAUCACCGCAAACUUCGCAUCCGCCAUCUCCAGACGCCUCAAAGUAGACCUUAGCCAACUCAGGGAACGAAUUCCAGAACCACCCCAGGCCGUGGCUUGGUCGUACUGCCAGGCGUAUUUCAAUAGUGGCUCAGGACUCUGGUUCCAAUCUUUAAAUCAAGCCGCGUUUGAAGCGCGACUGGCCUCUCAUUUUCGAGAUGACAGCCCCGGAAUCGGACACGACCCCUCGUGGUACGCCCUGCGCAACAUUGUGUACGCCACAGGCUGCCGCAGCCUGAAAUCCAAGCAAGUCUCGGCCGAUUCCCAUGACAUGCAACGACAAAGCUGGAGUUAUUUUUGUAACGCCAUGUCGGUAUAUACGGAUUUGCUAUUCUCUCAUACUGGGCUUUCGUCAGUCCAAGCUCUUACUCUCAUGAGUGCAUUCAUUGAGGGUAUCGCAUGCCCUUCGCUCGAAUUCAUGCUAUCCUCCAGUGCUCUGCGACUAGCCGAGUCCAAAGGUCUACACCGUGGUUUGUCGUCCACAUGUCUUGAGAAAACGACCGACAUCCAAGCCGCUUCACAUACGUGGUGGGCCAUAUACACCCAUCAUUGCGUUAUUGUGGCUCGAUCGGGAAGAUCUCUGCAAAUUGAUGAUAACGCCAUCACCUGCCCGCUGCCGACCCAGCAUCCUGGUGACAGCUGGAGCCAACACGCUACGAUUAUUGCCAUGGCAAAGCAUGCGCGAAUCCUUGCCUCGGUCAUCAAAACCCUGAAUGUGAUUCGUGCCUCCCGGUCGAUGUCGGCUACAACGUUCACCAUGAUCCAGGAGCUGGAUGACCGGCUUCGAGAGUGGCGAAGCGGUUUCCCUUCUUUUGUCCAGAUGGACCCGCUGCCUGCUGGCGUCGCGCUCCCGAAAGGAGUCCACCAAGAACACUGUCUAUACCUGGUCUACUCGUACUACGCUACACUGAUUCAAAUCCAUUCAAUUGUGAUGUCUCCGUGGAAUGCAGUUUACCAGGAUAGCGCAACACUCGACCCGAGUCUUCGGCCUCAGAUCUUCAGAAGUGCAAGUAUCGUGGCUGAGGCGUCCAGGAAAAUCAUUGCCCAGCUACGACAUAUGACAGUUGGUCUCGGAACCCUGAAAUGGGCCGUGUUAGUCUAUCCAAUGAUUGCGAUGAUUCAUCUGUUCAUCUAUAUACUCGACAAUCCCAGUCUUCCAUCGGUCGAUGCGGACAUCUCGAUCAUGCACGAAGCCGCCGCUCACUUCAGUUUCCUCGAGUACCGGCUAGGCAAAGUCCUAUCACUGCCGUUCCCGAGAGACUUAGCCAACCUGAUUCGGGUUGUUGUCGCCGACCACAGGGAGAGCAGCAGCCUCCGGGUGACUGGCAUGGAAUGCGGCUCCUUCGACCUCGAGCCAGGCUUUGAAGGCCAGCAGAACGACUUGCCUGAAUUGGGGAAUCUCGAAACUGCCGACUGGGACGCGCUGAUCCCUUGGGAGGAGGUGCUCGAUGGUCUUGAUGGAUGCGACAUGUGA
Molecule: messenger RNA, 1743 nt
Organism: Cladophialophora psammophila CBS 110553
Lineage: Eukaryota; Fungi; Ascomycota; Eurotiomycetes; Chaetothyriales; Herpotrichiellaceae
Exons: 7
Coding region: 1-1743 (580 amino acids)
Biological process (GO): DNA-templated transcription
Molecular function (GO): DNA binding; zinc ion binding
Source: RefSeq, a predicted model, not a curated record